Messenger RNA from Centruroides sculpturatus (bark scorpion), 1999 nucleotides. RefSeq lists its product as uncharacterized. The record is from RefSeq and is a predicted model, not a curated record. Gene Ontology annotation, molecular function: nucleotide binding; DNA binding; DNA-directed DNA polymerase activity. Gene Ontology annotation, biological process: DNA replication. Bases 1251 to 1775 code for a protein of 174 amino acids. Lineage: Eukaryota; Metazoa; Arthropoda; Arachnida; Scorpiones; Buthidae. The transcript has 2 exons.
UUUAUAUACCAACUUCUAUUAUAUACAGAAAUCGGUUCAAAAAAUCAGCUCAAGUAAAUAUGUAAAUUAGUUUGCCAAAUAGCGUAGUUACGGGAAUUGCACACAGGAGCGGUUUAACCAAAAGCUACAACUUAAAUCGUAUGUCUUUAUGAAUUGUAAGUAAUACAAAUAAUAAUUACUAGUUUGUACAAUUAAUGUAAUUGCUUUAAGUAUGUUCUAUGUAAAUUGGCAGUUUGGAUAAUAUUGCUAAGAUGACUUUGUGAAAUUUUGUUCGGAAAGAAAGGGCGACAACUAAUAUCGAAUGAAUUUCGGUGUAAUAUGCGAAUAUCAACCACAGAAAGCCAUAUUUAAAAGCCCAGUAGUCAAGCUGUUAUCUACGACCCUGUUUGUUCUCCAAUGAUUAUCGUCGACCUUGUUUGUUCUCCAAGUUGUAUAUGAAAUAUGAAAUUGUCCAUCCUGUACGACAUCUGUACAAUAGUGGUUUGUGUUUUAUGGUAUGUUUUUAAAAAAAUUUUUUUAAAAAAACAGUUUAUCUACUCGCGUAUUUUUGUACAAAUUUUCUCAUGUUUUAUUUUUUAUGUCUAGUUGGCUGAAGAGGGGCCAAUGCCCGAAACGCGUAAUGUAAAAGGCGUCCCAACUGAAUAAAUAGUCAAUAAGUUGCCAAGUGUUGAUAUAUGUCACCUUAGUGUGUCUGCAACGAAACAGAUUAUAUGGAUGACGAAUUAAAAAGCAGUGAAACGCAAUUACCACCAAAACAGGUAUUUUAUAGUGAAUUUGAACGAAACUGAAAUAUUAGAUGAGGAAUACAAUCACACAAAAGAAGUAUGGGAAGAAUUUAACAUUAGAAAUCUGAUCUCUGUGAAAACUGAUAUUAUAAUAUUGGCUGAUAUAUUUGAGAAUUUCAGAGAUGUGUGCAUUAAAACAUAUAAAUUGGACCCAGCUUGGUAUUACACAGCACCUGGAUUAUCGUGGGAUACUAUGUUAAAAACAACAAGUUAAAUUAGAUUUAUUAACUGAUUAUGAUAAGAUUUUAAUGCUUGGGAAAGGAAUUGAAGGCGGAAUAUCUCAAUGCUGUAACAGAUAUACUUAUUAUUUGCUUUAGUGUAUGAAAAAUUAUGAUGAAAUGAAAGAAUCAAAUUAUUUAAUGUAUUUAGAUGCUAAUAACUUAUACGGAUGGGCCAUGAGUCAAUAUUUGCCAUAUGGAGAAUUUAAAUGGUCUGAUACAAAUAUAGAUGUAACACAGAUACCAGAUGACUCAGACUGGUUACAUUUUAGAAGUUGAUCUAAAAUAUCCCAAAGAAUUACAUGAUUAUCAUUCUGAUCUACCUUUAGCUCCAGAGAACAGAGUGCCAGAUGGAUCGAAUCAAUCAAAGUUAAUAAAAACACUUUAUGAUAAAGAAAAGUACGUAAUCCAUUACAGAAAUCUAAAACAGUGUCUGCAGAUGAGAUUGAAGCUUAGAAAGAUACAUAGAGUUUUUGAAUUUAAACAAUCAGAUUGUCUGAAUAAAUUUAUAGACCAGAAUACAAAGAUGAGAACAAAUGCUAAAAACGAUUUUGAAAAGGAUUUUUAUAAACUGAUGAAUAACUCUGUAUUUGGAAAGACAAUGGAAAAUAUUAGAAAGCCAGUUGCUAUCAGGUUAUGUUGUAAUGCAGAUAAGGUUGAGAAAUUGAUUGCUAAACCUAAUUUCAAAGAUAGAACUAUAUUUGCUAAAAAUCUUUCUGCCAUUCAUAUGAAUAAAAUGAAAAUAAAAUUUGAUAUGCUCAUUCCCACAUAAAUAGGUUUAUUAGAUCUAUCUAAAACUUUGAUGUUUGAUUUCCAUUAUGUUACGAAACUGAAAUGUGGUGAUCAUAUAAAACUGUUAUAUCCAGACACCGAUUCUUACAUUUAUGAUAUGAAAGGGAUGAUUAAUUACUUUGUCCUCUUUAUAGUCUGAUGUAUCAAUGUUUAUGGUAUACAAAGAAUUAAUAAAGUUUUGGGAAAGAUGAGAAUAAUGGUAAG